AUGUCUAACGGCAUCCUUCGCGUAAAAGGCGACCAGAUCGUCGACAACUCUGGUAAAUCAGUCAUCCUUCGUGGGGCCGGUCUAGGAGGAUGGAUGAACAUGGAGAACUUCAUCACCGGCUUUCCAGCUCAAGAACAUCAACAUCGAGCUGCCAUGUUGAAAGUCCUUAGCAAGGAGAAAUACGAGUUCUUCUUUGAUAAAUUCCUAGAGUAUUUCUUUAUGGAAGAAGAUGCCAAAUUCUUUGCUAGCCUGGGUUUGAAUUGCCUACGUUUGCCAUUCAAUUAUCGUCACUUUGAAGAUGACAUGAAUCCUAGAGUUUUGAAAGAAAGUGGGUUCAAACAUCUGGAUCGUGUUGUUGAUCUUUGCGCCAAACAUAAAAUCUACACAAUCCUCGACAUGCACACUGUCCCUGGUUCGCAAAAUCCAGAAUGGCAUUCCGAUAAUCCAUCAAACUAUGCCUCUUUCUGGGACCACAAAGAUCACCAAGAUCGUACAAUAUGGCUGUGGUCGCAAAUCGCCGCCCGCUACCGCGACAACCCAUGGGUAGCAGGCUAUAACCCCAUCAACGAGCCCUGCGAUCCCGAACAUCAUCGUCUCCCAGAAUUCUACACCCGCUUCGAAUCCGAAAUUCGCCAAAUAGACCCCAACCACAUUCUCUGGCUAGACGGAAAUACCUUCGCCAUGGAAUGGAAACACUUUAACACCAUUCUUCCCAACUGCGCCUACUCGCUACACGACUAUUCAUCCAUGGGUUUCCCAACCGGCACCCCCUUCACCAAUUCCCCCGCCCAAAUCGACCAACUCGAAUCGAGUUUCCUACGCAAAUGCAAAUUCAUGCAUACCCACUCCGUCCCCAGCUGGAACGGCGAAUUCGGUCCCGUCUACGCCGACCCAUCUCUCGAACCCAACGCCGCGGAAGUAAACGCCCAGCGCUACUCUCUCCUGGGCGCCCAACUACAAAUCUACGAUAAAUACCAAAUCCCCUGGAGUAUCUGGCUCUACAAAGAUCUCGGUCUCCAAGGCAUGGUAACCACAUCUCCAUCCUCCCCAUACAACUCCCUCAUAUCCUCCUUCGUUGAGAAGAAACGCGCUCUCCAGCUCGAUCUAUGGGGACCCCCCGCUUCCGAAUCGUUAGACAAAGCAUUAGAUCCGCUCGUAAAGUGGAUCGAAGAAAAUGCCCCAAAAGCCAAAGAUGAAUACCCAACAAAUUGGGGCGUUCAAAGACAAAUUCUGAGAGCAGUGGUUCAAAUGUACGCUGUGAAGACUUUCUCGGAUGAGUUUGCGGAGCUUUUUAGAGGGCUGGAUGAAAAUCAAUUGGACGCUUUGGCAAGUAGUUGGAAAUUCGAGAAUUGCAUGCGCAGAGAGGGUUUGAAUAAGGUGUUGAGUGAUUUUGCGGAAGUGAGGAGGAGAGCCGAGGCAGAGUAA
Messenger RNA from Botrytis byssoidea, 1425 nucleotides. RefSeq lists its product as uncharacterized. Gene Ontology annotation, molecular function: beta-glucosidase activity. Gene Ontology annotation, cellular component: extracellular region; cell surface. The record is from RefSeq and is a predicted model, not a curated record. Gene Ontology annotation, biological process: glucan catabolic process. Lineage: Eukaryota; Fungi; Ascomycota; Leotiomycetes; Helotiales; Sclerotiniaceae. The transcript has 2 exons. Bases 1 to 1425 code for a protein of 474 amino acids.